Molecule: messenger RNA, 1496 nt
Organism: Stegostoma tigrinum
Lineage: Eukaryota; Metazoa; Chordata; Chondrichthyes; Orectolobiformes; Stegostomatidae
Gene: hspbap1
Product: hspb associated protein 1
Exons: 8
Coding region: 27-1457 (476 amino acids)
Molecular function (GO): 2-oxoglutarate-dependent dioxygenase activity
Source: RefSeq, a predicted model, not a curated record
GGUUCGGCGCUUGCGCUUUUGGCCUUAUGGCGACAGGCUGUCAGUUGGUUGCCAAGGAAGGCCUACACAUUCGGGCUGUCGAAUUGGAGGGAAAGCCACUGAUUAUGAGCCAAGAUAGUAAGCCAUUUAACCCUGAGGAGGUUAGGGUAAUUAUGACAUCAUUGCAACAGCCUGCAGUAUUCCUCAAUAUGGUUUCUGACUGGCCAGCACUGAAGUGGACCGUGGAGCAUCUUUCAUGUCUCCUGAAUGGAAAACCAUUUAAGUUCAGGAUUGGAGAAAGGAAAAUGACUAAAGUUCCUCAGUUUGAAACAAACUGUGAGUACAUACAGGCUACGCUGCAGGAGUUCUUAGCCUGGCUACACGAUGAAUCCAAGGACUUGGUUGGACCCUUUGCUGCUUUCCCUCGUUCUCUGUAUUGGGCCUAUGCUGACUAUAAGUAUAUCGCCAUGACCUUUGAAGAAAAGGCUGAGGUCUUCCAGGACGUAAUUUGGUCUGACUUUGGGUACCCAGGGAGGGAUGGACGGGACAGCACGCUAUGGAUCGGUACUGAAGCGGCAAACACUCCCUGUCACCUUGAUUCCUAUGGAUGCAAUCUGGUGUUGCAAGUGCAAGGAAGAAAGAGAUGGCAUCUUUUCCCCCCAGAAGACACAGCCUUCUUGUAUCCCACUCGUAUUCCUUAUGAAGAGUCUAGUGUAUUUAGCAGUGUGAACGUGGUCAACCCUGAUUUUGCACGGUUCCCUCGAUUUCGUGGAGCUAGACCUCAUCUUGUGACAUUGCAUCCAGGAGAGGUUCUGUUUGUUCCCAGACAUUGGUGGCACUAUGUGGAAUCCUUGGAUCCUGUUACUGUCAGCAUUAACUCCUGGAUUGAACUGGAUGACGACGAUGAAGCCAGAGUUGGGGAAGCAUUGGCUCGCACUGUGGUGUGUGCUCUCAAGACAGCAGACCCUCGUGCUCAUAUUGCCAGCUGGCUGAACACCACGGAGGUUGAAGUCACUUCACACGAGACAAACUUGCACUAUGUCAAUCUUGCAGUUCAGGCCUGUUUAAAUAAGCGAAAGAUUUGCUCCUCAGAAGGCAGCAACCUAUCAGCAUGGAGUUCAUCUGCCUUUAAGAGAAGGAAACGUAAUUCAGGUGAUGGGGCAGAACACUCUGCAGGUGCAGACCCUAAACACGCCCUGAUCACCAGCAUCCCUUUCGGGCCUAAUCUACUUCCGGUUGUCCGAGACACAGAAGCAACAGCCCAGCAGGGAGUGCCCAGUGAAUCGAGGGAGACGAACAUUGCUCUGAGCAACAACCUAGAAGCCAACGUUUGUAUUGGAAAAGCGGAUAGUAAUUCCAAACAUGCUGGAGUUCACAGCACAAUGAUAUCCACUGACAAGUUGUUGAACUGUUUGGUUCACCCUGAUGUGAUCAGCUUAAUGACUGAAAUUCUGCUGGACGAUCAUUUCUCUCAUUAGUCAGACAAGCUCUUCAGUGUCCAUUGAUUUUAUUUUUUA